Messenger RNA from Phyllopteryx taeniolatus (common seadragon), 1987 nucleotides. It is a transcript of the gene gdf3, whose product is annotated as growth differentiation factor 3. The transcript is spliced from 2 exons. The record is from RefSeq and is a predicted model, not a curated record. The coding region runs from base 152 to 1237 and encodes 361 amino acids. NCBI's taxonomy places the organism in Eukaryota, Metazoa, Chordata, Actinopteri, Syngnathiformes, Syngnathidae. Gene Ontology annotation, molecular function: growth factor activity; cytokine activity. Gene Ontology annotation, biological process: SMAD protein signal transduction; BMP signaling pathway. Gene Ontology annotation, cellular component: extracellular region.
GUUCAGAAGAAACAAAAAAAAAAACAAAGGAAAUUGUUGGGAGACGCCGCGCUCCCCCCACUAUCUUAUCUAUCACACCGGGAGGUCGCGCCAUUUAAAUCAAACGCACCCCCGCGCGCAGCUGAGCGAAGUGCGGAAGGAGAAGAACAACAUGGGUGCGCUCCUGUUGCUCCUCGUCCUGGUCCCGGUCGGCGUGGACGCCGUCCCCCAGGAGCGGCUGCUCCUCGGCGCCUUGGGCCUCUCCGAGCGGCCGCCCGCCCGCACGGGCCUUCCCGGUUCCCGGUCCCGGCGCCACGACGUCCCUCCGGCUCUCUGGAGGAUGUUCCGGAGGUCGGCGCGCGUCCGGGCCGGCGAGGGCGAUCCGUGCACGGUGUCCGAGUACGGCGUCCGCGGCAACAUCAUCAGAUACGUGCAAGACCAAGGCGCUGUAGUUCCGGGUUCUGGCGUGGCGUGCCCAGGCUGCGUGGACCGGCAUCUGUUUUUCAGUCUGGGGGCCCUGGAGUCGUCGGAGGUCUUGUCCCUGGCCCGGCUGCAGGUCCACUUCCCGUGGAGGACGGCGGCGGCGGCCCUUCUACGAAGCGCUCCCGCCGUCAGUGCCGUUCUGUACAAGGUGGUCCGGCCCACGCCGAAAGGCGCCGACCCUCGGGCCGACCGCCGCCUCCUCCUGUCCCAGUCGGUCCGGCCGGGCCCAGAAGGGGCGUCGGUCACCUUGGACGUCACCUCGCCGGCCGAGUCGUGGCGCCGCCCGACCCGCAAUUACGGUCUGCUUCUGGAACUCCGACCUCUGGGCGCCGACCCGGAUCGGUCGUGGGCGGCGCCCCCUGUGCGGGCCUCGCUCGUGGCGGUGUCGCUCCACCCGCAGCAGUGCCGAUCCCGGCGACGGAGGAGCCCCGCCCGCGCGCUGCCCCCGGUGUCGCCCAGCAACGUCUGCAAGGCCCGCCGUCUCUAUGUGGACUUCAAGGACGUGGGCUGGCAGGAUUGGAUCAUCGCGCCGCAGGGCUACGUGGCAAACUAUUGCCACGGGGAGUGCCCCUUCCCCCUUAGCGACAGGCUGAACAGCACCAACCACGCCAUCCUGCAGACUUUGGUACACUCGCUGGACCCGGACGGCACCCCUCAGCCCUGCUGCGUGCCCGUCCGCUUCUCGCCCAUCUCCAUGCUCUACUAUGACAACAACGACAAUGUGGUGCUGCGCCAUUACCAGGACAUGGUGGUGGAUGAGUGCGGCUGCCGAUGACCGACGCCCCCGCGGCCCCCGCCAAUUGUCAACCGCCCAUUUUUAAUAUGAUGCCAAUAAAGUUUGGAAUGAAACACGGGGACAAAGUUGAACGCUUUUCUUCGACAAGUACGACGGCGUAAUAGGGUCAUCGUGAUUCAGUGUGACGUCAUGUCGCGCCACAUAUUUCGCGCGACAUGACGAGGUGUCACAUAGGCUAGCGUAGCUUGGAGUCCGCCAGCGCCGAAGCGAAAACAACAAUGUGCUUUAGACGGGGUAAACAGAGGCGACGACUACGAUGACACUUGAUUACUUUUUGAUGCAUCCAAUUGAUAGACUUGAUAAAACCCGUAUAUUUACGCGUACAUCAUAUAUUUCUCUCCCAUUGACAUAUACUGGACAUAAAUGAUGGUUUAGUGUGGCAUGCUUCAUAUCGCAGAUAGAGGGCAGGUACAGGACAAUUUAUAUUGGAUUGGAUUUAGACUUUGAAAGUAUUUUUAAAUGUUUUAAAUUGAUGACUAUUUAUCAUUCGGCCGGCACGGCGGGGCGUGUGACAGACGGAUUGUAAGCAAAGCAGGACUUCAAAUUCAUAAAGUUUUUUGUUUUGGACAGUUAUGAAUACUGAAAUGAUUUCAUUACACUGGCUCAUGGUUACUAUGCAAUACGCAGUCUAAUAAGAAGGAGGAUGUAAGUAAUUUUGUAAAAUGCGUUUGGUCGUAUCAGGAAAAUCAUUAGAAAAAUAAAGGUUUUUGCAUUCCAUGUAAUACAUAA